This is a messenger RNA of Sorghum bicolor (sorghum), 1488 nucleotides long. RefSeq lists its product as uncharacterized. Bases 222 to 1478 code for a protein of 418 amino acids. Lineage: Eukaryota; Viridiplantae; Streptophyta; Magnoliopsida; Poales; Poaceae. The transcript is spliced from 2 exons. The record is from RefSeq and is a predicted model, not a curated record.
UCGAUUCUCUUCAAUCCCAUGGCUCUUCUUCCCUAACAACAACAACUGCGUGCUUUGGUGCUCUCGAUACUCCAUUUGUUGCUCUGAUCUUCCCUAGUGGAAUAGGUAUUGUUGUAGCCACCACCAUCAACACCACCUCCAAAAGCUAGCAGAUCUCAUCAGCACCGCCUUCUCCACUUCCUGAAAUCAAGUGACUCAAGUGCUGCAGAACAUCAGGUCUGAUGAUCAAUCAAGACAUACCAGAAGAUGUCAUAUGUUGCAACAUCUUUUCACGUCUUCCAUUCAAGCUAGUCACAUGCUUGAAGGUUGUAUCCAAGGAUUGCUGCAGACGUCUCACAGGUACUGAGUUUGCUACAAAACAGGCAACACUUUGCCCAUCAUGCCCAGCACUAAUCCACAUUGGUCCUGAUAAUAAAUCAUAUAGAUGCUCCCUUGAUGUUCUAUCAUCGACACCUUCUAUAGUUGGUGUUCCCUCAUCAAAGCUUGAUUUCCUUGGUUGCCACUUGGAUAAUGGCCGUUUUGAUAUCCUUGCCUCAACAAAUGGCCUUCUCUGCAUUCGCUACAAACCAUACUAUGAUGGCCCUCUCACUCCACCGCCUACCAUCCUUUUAGCAAAUCCAGCAACACAACAAUCCCAACCAAUCCCUGGUGCAGCUAAUCAUCUUGACAUGACUAGUGUUGUUGGUCUAGUGUUUGAUCCAUUAGAUGAUCCUCAAGAAAAAACACACAAGUUCAUGAUUGUCAAGGCAUUUCCAUUAUCUACCAUAAAUGAUACUUUAGUUAAGGUCAAUUUUAUCUCUUUUUCAUCGGAUACGGGUCAAUGGGUCAUGUCAAGUAAUAUGAUUAUUGCAAACAUGAAAGAAGUAAUAUGCCAAAAGGUGGUAUAUGCAAGUGGUGUUCUAUAUUGGGACUAUCAAGAGGAUCUACUCUGGUUUGAUGUUGAAAGAAAUGAAGUUGGGAGCAUCAAGAUGCCUUGGAAGAUGCAAGGGUUCAAUGUUCAUGAGGAACGCCAUAGCAUUGAUGUCUCUAGCAAUGGUUUGCUCAUGUGUACAACCACUAACAAGGAUGGUUUGGCCAUAUACCAACUUGUGAGAAUAGUUAAUUAUCAUUGGGAGCUCAAGCAUACCAAAGGAUGGAAGAGCAUUAUGGAGAUGUAUUGCGAUGAAUUCCAAUUUUGUCAUUCAAUGAAGCUACGUAAUGGGUGUCAAAACAAGUUUUAUGAGAGGUGGUUUGUGCGUCCACUUGGUCUAGAGGGUGGGAGGUGGGUUUAUAUUGGGGUGAGGCAAAAAUGGAAGACACGAGACAAGGUAUUACGUUAUGACAUGGACACAGGCAAGGUGGAAAACACUGGGAAGGAGUUGGGCAAUGCGUUUGCCAUGAAGUGUGCCUUUGGAUACCGCAAUAGCAUGGCUACUCUUCCACCAAUUGUCAUGUCGGGAUCUCAAGAUGGAAAUUGUGAUGGUAAAUCUGGUGAUUGAAUGUGUGCAA